AUGUAGAGCAAACACUUUUCAUACAAUCUCAUAAGUAUUAAUACCAAAAUUUUAUUAUUAAAAUAACAGACAAAAUUUUCACAGUUGCACCAUUUCAACCAAAGUUCAAAAUUAUUAAUAGACGAAAGAAGGAAGGCAAGAAAAAAGAAUUUGCUUAUAAUUUUGAAUUGAUUUUAUUGGCGAACUUCAUAAACAUAAUUGAGUACAAUUAAGUACCGAGCCACAUUUGGAGGUAAUUCUUAGUAUAUACCCACUUGUAACGAAGUGAUUAACCGUAACAAAGAUGAAUAAUUUAAGGGGUAUUAAUAAGGGAGCUUUCAAGUGGUGGCAGAUGUUGUAUCGCUGUGCACGUUGCAGUGUUAACAUUUUGGAUAAAAGGACAAUGGCUAACAAUGCUUAUCGUGCCACGCCCCACGUGAUGUUGCAUCAAUAUCCCAAGGCGUUGGUUCUACAUCAGCGGAUGGGCAUGUGGUGCGAAUCCCUGCUGUCCACAUCAUGUUUACAGGCACAGUUACGUUCCUUUGCCACAAAGGUCAAGAAUGUACGAUUUGAUAAGUUUGGAAGGAAAGUUGAUAAUGCGAGGAUAAAUGCAUCAGGCAAUAGAGAUGCGAAUAUGAAUAAAAUGGACAAUUUGCCCAAGUUCCGUGCACCUAAACGUGUGUCGUCAAGCAGGUCAAGGAUCAGAUCGGGACACCGCGAUGAUGCUAAGCAAUGUACAGCUCGACAUCAAAAAGUUCCAGUUCGUUUGGCACCUGAAUAUAGCCAUUCCAAAUUGGCAAAGAAACUAUAUUUGAAAAAUAAAUUCCUAUUGCAGCGGAAGAAUAAUACAAACAAGAGAAAAACUUCAUAUAAUGCCAAGAAAUCGACAAACUCAAUGAAUUUGCACGCAUCGAAAAGGAAGCGAACAAAGGAGAAUCUAAAUAAAUCGGAACGAGAUGAUCUUAAACAUCUGUUAGCCGAUCUAUUGGACAAGAAGCCAAAACUUAAUAAAUCGGAAAAUUUUGAAUAUGUAAAAACUUCUCCAAUAUUCAAAUUGAUGGCACACAAUGCGGAGCGUCGCAACAGUUUGCGUGGUAAAAGUUUCCAGAAGCAGCUAGAGAUUCCCAAUUUCUUUCAACAUCCAUUGGGAAAGUGCGAUCAUAGAAAAAUACAUAUAACUCGACGCACGCCGCUAUUUCCGACUGAAAACCAAUUCGAAAAGAGAACUAAGGAGGCAUUAAAACGGAAGCUCUGCUUUCUACUACAAGACGGCAAGGAUCAAGACGAUGAUGAUGAGGAUGAUGAUGUGGACUAAGGAGUUGUUCAAUUUUUUAAUAAUACUCGUAGUUUCAACUACGUCCCAGACUUUAGCACUGCAAAUGUGAAUGUGAAUGUGAUUUGCUAUACAUGAUAUGGUUAUCAUAGUAUCCCUUUCUUCUGACAACCACUCAAUCAUGUAAUAAAUAUGUAUCUUUUAAUUUAGUAAUCCUAAAAAAAAAA
Molecule: messenger RNA, 1479 nt
Organism: Drosophila innubila
Lineage: Eukaryota; Metazoa; Arthropoda; Insecta; Diptera; Drosophilidae
Exons: 2
Coding region: 284-1294 (336 amino acids)
Source: RefSeq, a predicted model, not a curated record